Laetiporus sulphureus 93-53 is the source of this 368-nucleotide messenger RNA. RefSeq lists its product as uncharacterized. The record is from RefSeq and is a predicted model, not a curated record. NCBI's taxonomy places the organism in Eukaryota, Fungi, Basidiomycota, Agaricomycetes, Polyporales, Laetiporaceae. Bases 90 to 311 code for a protein of 73 amino acids. The transcript has a single exon.
UGGAGGCACAUCCUUAUGAACAGACGACAUGGACAAAAUGCCCCAAUGAACAGUGACGGAAAAACAUAAGGUCCAACGAUCCAGGAGGCAUGCAUCUAGGAACGAACGACACGGAGAAAUGCUCCGAUAAACAAUACUGGCUACGUCUGCCAGCAACAGGUGGAGAAAUUGCUCCUACAGACCCAGAGGCACGCACAUAUGACCAGAUGACGUGGAGAAAUGCUCCGACGAACAAUGGUUGGCAACGUCGGCCAGCGACGGGCAGAGACACACUCCUACGAACCCAGAGGCACAUGCCUGCAGACGGAUGACAUGGAGAAACACUCCGACGAAUAAUUGUGGCAACGUCUGCCAGCGACGGGCGGAGA